AUGGUUAGAGUGUCCACGUCAAAGUCGGGAGACCUAGGAUCAAACCCGGGUCUGCUGAAGUUCUGUAUGACUCAGUGCCAGGAGGGACUGAAAAGUGAAACCAAAACCACGAUGUCCAGGUCCAGUAAAAAGAAUGGAUAUAAAAGUCCUGCCAAAUCACCAACAUCUCUCACUGAGAGUCAAAUGGAGGAACAGAUCAAGGAAGCCAAACUCCAGUGCAAGAAUUUGAUAAAAAACUACUCACCUAAAACUCACAGACAUAAUGAUGAAGUCAAAACCAGCAUAACCAGGUUGAAUAAAAUUUACAAUGUUUUCAAACCUCUGCCACCAGAAACAGCCACUAAAUGCCGUCGUGCAAUCGGGCUGUUUUUCGUCGACAACGAUUUGGUGCCCAUCCUUUGUGAGAUUGUUAUAGAUUACCUGAAGACUGGCUGGUUAGAUGCAGAAGGCAAGCAGGAUGUCAGUCUUUUCAGCACCAUGCACGAAGCUGUGUUGAUAUUGGUGAACUAUUCCGACAGUUCUGUAGAGAUCUCUGAUUGCGAAGCUGAUGUGCCUGGCUUCUUUGAAUGUGUCGGUGAACAGCUGAAGAAUCUCCAUGUCAAGCUCUCAACGGGAAAGCCUGCCACACUGUUGGACCAAAGGAUGACUGGUACGUUACUUGAUAUUUCCAACAACACCAGUAAUGCAGACAAAGGCAGAAAAAAGCUUCGAGAGCUUGGCUUCAUGCAAAUUCUUAAGCCAUUUCUACAGUUGAAAGACGAGGGGCUAAAACUCACUGCAUUUGUGUGUCUGGCCACUUUGGUGGAUGAGAAGGAAAGCGGUAUGUUACAUGGCAGUGUGAGUCUGGUCAGCUUCCUGCUGAACGUUCUAAGCAAAGCGCUGAAACAUCCGACACGAAGAAAUCAUGGCUGGUCUGCCAGAGAGCUGACACAAGCUGUUACCAAACUUGCCCGAAGUGACGUCAACAAGAAACUGUUGGUGAAGGAGGGUGCUCUCCCUUUGCUCCUGGAACUCUGUAAUGCACAAAAUAAAGAAGAACAAAGAGAGGCUGUGAAUGCCUUGUGGGCCCUGUCAUUUGAUGAUGAGAACAAGGAAUUGAUCAUUCAGGAGCCUGGAAUGAUGAAGAGACUGAUGGAGCUUGGCAAGUCGUCGGACGCAGACGUCAAGAAAUCUGCACUGGGUAUUAUGUGGAUAUUAAGAUAUAAUCUGAGAGACAAGAAGGAUUAUCAUGAAUUAGGUAAAAACCUCAUAGGGAAGAGGCUAAAGACAUCUAAAUCUCCCAGCAAAGAACCUGAUAGUGGGGAUUUUCAGCAUGUAAUGAUCAGUUACCAAUGGGACUCUCAGGACGUGUUACUGAAGGUACGAGACCAGCUAAGGACACAAGGCUACAAUAUCUGGAUGGACGUAGACUGUAUGGAAGGCUCAACACUUCAGGCUAUGGCCGAUGCUGUGGAGAACUCAGCUGCUGUGCUCAUGUGUAUGUCACGCAAGUACAAGGACAGCCCCAACUGUAGAGCAGAGGCUGAAUACGCAUUUCAGCGGCGAGUACCAAUAAUUCCUCUGCUGAUGGAGGACGGGUAUAAAGCAGACGGAUGGCUGGGCAUUUUACUUGGAUCAAAGCUCUUCUUUGAUUUCAGUGGUCGUUACAGUUUUGAGAGUCGAUUUGACAGCUUGAUAAAAGCACUGGGGGUCAAAGGUCAGACUGGAGAGCAAGGGGUCAAAGUCACGAGCCAAUCAGAUACGAGCAAGGGACAGGACACUGCAGAUAGUGCGGCAGGUAAAAUUAUUCCAGUGGUGAAAAGUAAAAUUUUAUCGGUGGCGCCCCCUGUGAGUGAAGAAAAGGCGAAAGUAGUUAAACUUUGGGGAAACAAAGAAAUCACGUCUUGGCUCAAAUCAAAUAAACUUGACAGAUCAUCAAUGUCUACUUUGUCUGGAAAGCAGCUUGUCUUUCUGAGGAACCUUAAAGGAGAGUCUCCAGAAACCUUUUACGGAUUGUUACAAAAGAACUUGGCUUUGACGUCAAUAGAAGACCUGAUGAACUUUGUGGAUGCUUUGACGGAACUCUUGUAAUCAUCAUGUCAUGAUGGGGUGAUUUGUUAAUGCAUUGAUGGAGCACUGGUAGUUAUCAUGUCAUGACGGGGUGAUUUGUGAAUGCAUUGAUGGAGCUCUGGUAAUUAUCAUGUCAUGAUGGGGUGAUUUGUGAAUGCAUUGAUGGAGCUCUGGUAAUUAUCAUGUCAUGAUGGGGUAAUUUGUGAAUGUAUUGAUGGAGCACUGGUAGUUAACAUUCCAUGAUGGGGUGAUUUGUGGAUGUAGUGAUGGAGAUUUGGUAGUUAACAUGCUAUGAUGGGUGAUU
Liolophura sinensis is the source of this 2353-nucleotide messenger RNA. RefSeq lists its product as uncharacterized. Gene Ontology annotation, cellular component: vacuolar proton-transporting V-type ATPase, V1 domain. The transcript is spliced from 10 exons. Gene Ontology annotation, biological process: signal transduction; proton transmembrane transport. The record is from RefSeq and is a predicted model, not a curated record. Lineage: Eukaryota; Metazoa; Mollusca; Polyplacophora; Chitonida; Chitonidae. Gene Ontology annotation, molecular function: proton-transporting ATPase activity, rotational mechanism; protein binding. Bases 1 to 2070 code for a protein of 689 amino acids.